This is a messenger RNA of Anolis sagrei ordinatus, 3856 nucleotides long. RefSeq names its product target of myb1 like 1 membrane trafficking protein (gene TOM1L1). NCBI's taxonomy places the organism in Eukaryota, Metazoa, Chordata, Lepidosauria, Squamata, Anolidae. Gene Ontology annotation, cellular component: membrane; endosome. Gene Ontology annotation, biological process: signal transduction. The record is from RefSeq and is a predicted model, not a curated record. Gene Ontology annotation, molecular function: ubiquitin binding; phosphatidylinositol binding; clathrin binding.
GAAAGAGGAAGUCCCUCCUCUGCGUGGUCAGGGCUGCUGCGCCCCUUUUCUCUCCUCCUCUCCCUAUUUCUCUCUCUCUCUCUCUCUGUUUCUCUCUCUUGCGUUUCCCGGGGAGGAUCCUCGGCCAGGAGCCCCACCUGGAGCUUCCCUCUGGCUCCUCCUCCUUGGAGCGGAGACGGAGCCUGGCUCCCAAACGGCAGGAGCCAGAGUCCAAGGAAGCAGCAGCAGGAGCAGGAGCAACUCCCGGGCCAAGUCCCUCGCUUUCCUUUGGGAGACCAGAACAUGGCUUUCGGGAAGAGCCAGAAGGACCCCUUCGGCACCGCCGUGGGGCACCUGAUUGAAAAGGCUACUUUUGGAGCACUACAGACAGAAGAAUGGGGUCAGUUCAUGCACAUCUGUGACAUCAUCAACACAACAGCACAAGGGCCUAAAGAUGCCAUCAGAGCUUUAAGGAAAAAGCUGUCCAAAAACUGCAAUCACGUCGAGAUCCGUCUUACCCUGUCUCUCCUUGAGAUGUGCAUGCAGAACUGUGGUUCAAGCUUCCAGUCUCUGGUUGUGAGAAGGGAAUUCUGCAGAGACAGACUAGUGAAGCUGCUGAAUCCAAGAUAUAACCUGCCGGUUGAUCUGCAAGAGAAGAUAUUGACCUUUAUCAUGACCUGGGCCAGAGGAUUCCAAGGAGCUGUGGAUGUAAGUGAGGUCAAAGAAGUUUACCUGGAUCUUCUUAAGAAAGGUGUUGAGUUUCCAUCCUCUGAGAUCAACAAGCAGCCCUCAAAGCCUUUGCCUCAGACUGGCAUGAAGAUAUCCAAUUGUACCUUUGCACAAAGUUUUUCGGGGUCCCUCCCUCCCGGUGCAAUAAUGACGCUGAUUCCAGAACAGGUCGGAAAACUGUACAGCGAACUGGAUAUGGUUAAAAUGAAUGUGAGGGUCAUGUCGGCCAUACUGAAGGAAAAUGUCCCAGGUUCUGAAAAUCCAGAUGAUAUGGACUUAUUGCAGAAGCUGUACAAGACAUGCAGGGUAAUGCAGGAGAGAAUCAUGGAACUGCUAGCAACAGUGCAAAAUGAAGACGUAAUCACUGAACUGAUACAAGUGAAUGAAAAUUUGAAUAAUGUUUUACUGGGACAUGAGAGGUUCUCUCGAAACAGAGUACGUUUUUUGGAGAAUCAGAGGAUUCAGAAUGAACGUACAGUGGUUGAUGGCACCCAGCCGACUGCUCCUUCGUGUGAUUUGCUGGAUCUUGAGUGUAGCGUUCCUGCUAUUGUGCCAAAGCCUGGGGGAGCUGGCCCAGUGACUCCUCAGCCGUCAGAACUAAAUUGCCAGUCACAAAGUGCUGCUGUUCCAAGCCCUCAUCCUACCCAGCUGCCACUUUACCCUCAAUUAUCUUCACUUCCUACUACAAAUACUUCACAGUCCUUGUUUAUAACAGAAGCACAAAAUACAUGCCAAAGCCUUGCAGGUGGCCAAACCUAUGUCAAUGUAAAUACAUAUUUAAAUACAGUGCCUUUGUAUCCAGUAAGCCUUCAGAGUAAUGGUUCAAGAGAUACACAGCCAACAGAUACAUCAAAAAUCAACCCACCACCUCCUAAUUAUUAUGAACUCAUGGAAUUUGAUCCUUUGGCUUCCAGUGACAAGCCAGAACCUAUUUAUGAAGAAAUUGAUGCGCAUCUCUUCAAAGCAAGUGUAAAAAAUAACAGCAGCUGCUAGAAGCAGAAGCCCAAGAAAACAACUUACCUUUGCCAACAUUAGAGACUAUUUUGCUGGCAUACAUGUCAGUAAAGGGAAAGACAAUUUCUGGACAGGCAGAGAAAAAAAUAUUAGAUUGAUCAAUCAGCUUGGAAACCACCUAAACCAUCAGCCCUACUUAUUCUGCCUUAAAUGCAUUACAUUAGGUUCAUCUGGCCUUUAAUGACACAAGGUUCUACUUGUACAUACUUUGGGCCCAAGCCUACAACUUAUUUAGGAUGCUGUGUUUUUUGGGGGGGAAAUCUUGUAAGUAACAUAAGAUCCAGGUCUUAAGUGUGACUGCACUUGAAUAAGGUACAUUUAUUUCACAAUGUAUUCAUUGUAAUAACAAGUGAAUAAUUUUUUGAAGGAAAUAUAUCUAAGUGCCAGAACAGGAAGUUAGUUAUGUAUAACCAGAUUGGCAUCAGAUGUGCUUUAAAGACUGAAUUAAGGAUGAGCAAUCACACACCUGAGACCAAAGUAUCAGCAGGCUUCAUAGUUGGUGACUCAAGAGAUAGGAGUAUUGCGGGAUAACUAUGACCACAGGACCUUCUAACAGUGUUCUUCGCAGGAUGGAUUUUGUCCAGUCUCAGGAAUGAUACAUUUGUGACACCCCAACUGUUGUUGGAUUGCAGUUGCUCACCUGCCCUAGGCAACGUCUGGUGGGAUCACGUAUUCCUUGUCCCUGUUCUACAGUAUAUCCACCUCAUGAUAUUAACGUGAUAGCCCUGUAUGUAGAAUUCUUAUUUCUUGAAAAUUCGUUUUUGCCCUAUGAUUAAUCACUACAGCACUUUCCUGUAAACCUAUUUAAUACACUAAUUAUCCUGAAUGUGUCCAACUAGUUCCAAAGCAAAGAGAAUCACUAAGAACUUAAAAGAGAUUUUGUUGUAAUUGUACUUCUUCUGUCUUGCCAGCCUUUAGAACCCCUGUUCUGGAUACAUGUGUUUUCCCUUCAAGGGGAGUUAAAUACUGUACACAUUCCACAAAGGUCCUAACACAGUGGUUCUCAACCUGUGGGUCCCCAGGUGUUUUGGCCUACAACUCCCAGAAAUCCCAGCCAGUUUACCAGAUGUUAGGAUUUCUGGGAGUUGAAGGCCAAAACAUCUGGCGACCUACAAGUUGAAAACCACUGUGACGUAACAGGUAUAACUAUUCCCAGUGGAAGCUCUAUUUGGAGUAACUAUAGUAAGGUGCUAACGGAGUCAGUGGAACAGGAAAAACCAUGAACACUCUACCACAGUGGUACUUUGGGGAUGACUUCUCCCUAACGUCUGUUACUGCUUUUCCAUGUCUCCAGCUACUGAGGUUGUCUUUCAGCUAUCAUGCAUACUUACUUAGUCAUAGAAUCACAGAACAUUUAAAGUGUGACUGGAAGUGCCUUUUCUCUGAUUAAAAUACAAUAUGCACUUUUCUCAAGAGUUUGCGUGAAAUUUAGGUUAAAGGUGUCAUUACAAUUAACCACUCAGAUCAGUGCUUUGCACUGGAAAUGGAUACCCUAAGUCUGACUUCUGUUUAAAUAAUGUUUAAAUGUUUUAUAACAGCUAUGCUUUUUAUAAUCCAAGUAAACAAUCUGAGAUUGAAAAUGAGUUUUUACUACCUAGAUGGUUCAAUCAGCUGUACAGCUGUUUUAAGACAUUCUUUCACUUUUUAACAUACGAUUCUCUGUAAGCACCACACUUUGUUAGUUGGUUUGUUCUGUUGUCAUCUAUUUUUCUCCUGACAUUUCUGUUAAGUCUUUGCUACAUAGUAUAUGUAUGGGCCAUCAAGUCCACUCGCUGCAGGAUCUCCAGCUAAAGUAUCCCCACCAAGAAACUGUCCAGGCUUUUUAUGAAAUGCUCAGAGAAGCAGACUCCAUCACCUCUCAGCAAUUGGUUCCAUUUGCUGAGCUGCUCUUAUGAUCAGGAUGCUCCUUCAAAUGCUCAAUUGAAAUCUGACUCCAUUUGACUCACAUGCUGUGGAGCAUCAAAGAAUAGUCUUAUUGCCUCCCCUUUGUGGUUGCCCUCAAGGUAUUCAAAAGUGCAUUCAUGUCACUCUUGUUUUCUCUUUAUUGAGCUGAAAAUACCCAGCUCAGUUGUGAGUUUUCCGGGCUGUGUGGCCAGAACUAAGGAACACAGAAGGGGAUAAAUCUUAACACGAA